AUGAGUUCGAAACAACGAAGAAAAGAGCCUGCGACGAAUCUUCCGGUGUACGAGUCACUUCCUCCUACAUGGCUUCCGAAGACCCAUAAGUCGGGGGAUUUGGGGUACCCUGGUUUCUAUCCACCCCGUCCAGGUCAAGAUGAAGAUGUUCUGUCAGAGAACAAUGUCAAGAACGGAUUCACUGCUGAGCCUGUCGUAUCGGCCGAGACAUUCACUGCGCAGCCCUUCGUCAAAAUAAACGAUGAUUCCAUAUCCAAACUAGAGGACCUAAUGGAUGCCGUGUUCUCUCGGAGAAAUGAACAGCUGCCUCCCAUUCCAGCUUCUACGUUUCGAAUGCCAUCUCGGGUGACUUUGACUGAUGCUAAACGGCAAAGCUGGUUUGAUGACCUCGCCAAUCCCGAUGUACCUCUUUAUAAACUUGGAAAGAACGUCCCCCACGGCGCUAAGGGACAUGAUUUACUCGACCUGCUCCAUUCCAGUAAUGUUGCCAUCCCGCGUGCAAUAUGGCUGCUUAGAGUGCUGGGAGCUAACGAGACGGCUGGACUACGGAAUAGACCCUCGUAUAAUCCAACAUCCUACAGCAUUGAGUGGACGGGUGUUAUGACAAGUUAUGUGAAAAAGCAGCUACUGGCCAUUGCUUUGCCAAGCGCCCCUCGGCACGGAAUGAAUAUGAAUAUCAAGCAGAAUUUCAAGGGAGUUCUCGCUGAUGCUGACUCUCGGGAACGUUGGAUAUCUCGAUUCACUUAUUGUUUGCAGCUCCUUCGGAGGUUCUAUUCCGAGGGUUUGGUGGAUCACCGAACUUUCCUCACAUGGCUCGUCCAGCAAAUGGCAACCUGCAACCUUGCGCAAGCCGGGUUUGUCUCUAAGUUGGCCGACGAAUAUUCGGAAGGGAUGAUAUGUAGUCGAGCUUUGGCUCGCCAUUUUGCGGAUGCUUGUCUCAGCAGGUUGUCGGAGAUACGCGCGUCAGUGCCUGCACAAUAUCUGGCCAAUACAGAGACACUCCUUCGAAGUCUUCUUCAGCGAAUGUGUCUCACUUUGCCUGACUCGUUCAUAAGCCCACGUAUGUGGAUAAUGCACGCGAGCCUCCUCCAGUAUGCCUUCGUAGAGAAUGUACUAGACAGUUUUACCGAUCAGCGAGUUGAACAGAAGGCUCAGAACAUACGCCAGCUAUUAGCGACCAAUUUCAACGACGUGAGGCGUCGGAAUCAAGCCAUGCUGUUCUGUAAUUUACCUCCGCGCGCCCCGACAGGACUUGGCUCAGCGGUUACGGAAGUACAGCUCCUGAACUCCAUUUCAAGUGCAACAGACAUCAAGUCGCUUCAUUUCUUCACCUUCGACACUCCUCACGAUCCUGCCUUCUCCGAUAAACUUGACCGCCUUCUGACUUGGAGUGUUUCGCCGUUCCAAUUUGGUGAACAUCGCCCAUUCGCUGCUGUGACUCUUAUCCGCGAAUGGCGCGAUCGAGUUCUUGAGCGCGCCCACCGACGACACUUCCCACCACCCAGUGAAUUCCUCCAAGACCACCUCUUUGAAUGGCUAGACACCUCCGAGGUUGCGGGUGAUACAGAGAAUAUUCGUGCAGUCGCGCUUAUUUUUGGCAAGCUUGUGAAGCACGAAUUGUUCUCCUACGCGGAGUAUUUGCAGAGGCUUAUCGCUAGAGGUGAAACUGGCCUCCUACAAACCGACAAUCCAGUGUCUCGUCAUCGCAGCUUUCUGCGAUGGAUUCCUAUAUACAACUCAGAGCCAUCGUUGGCGAGCCAACGGAAGGUAACUCUAUACGGACCCAGAACCCGAGACACCCCAGAAUGUCUAAACGAACGGGAGAUACGCAAGGAGAUUAGAGCGUUACUGCCCGAGUUGUUUGGAGCUGAACUACAGGCACCGCCAAUCUCGACUAGCGAGUUGUUAAGCCAGUGCCCAACACUGAUAUCUGCAUCUCGUUUUGAGCAGGUUAGAACAUUCAAGCAAUGGCUAAUGCCUAUCCUUCGGAAGGCAAUCGUAAGUCAAUCUCAAGAUGAUUCUAAGAGAACGAUGCUAUACAAGUCAUAUUCCUUGGCCGUUGAACUUAUGACUCACGCUCAAUGCUUCCACACAAUCCUCGAUCUAACUUUCGUUGUUCUCGCUCAUCCCGCCAGUGUAGAUCUCAUCAGUUCUUCGAUCGAUACACUCCAGCGGUUUCACCUUAUCUGGAUUUGUCUGGAUGUCAUGGACAGCAUCUGCUCCGCCUUGUACUCGGCCCAUCUGUUCUGGAAAGCUCAAGGUAUACAAUCACGCAAGCUAGUUGCCCUGCUCCUGAAAUUCGAUGAUUCACGACACUUGGAAACCUCUGCGCGAGACCAUAUCACAGCGGACAUCAAUACAUACACUCUGGCUCUUCAACCAGAAACCGCGCUUGUUUCGACGCAGAUGCCUGACGUAGUUCAAGACAUCUCUCGCCUCGCUAACGAUCUGAGCAACGAUGCUCCUGCCAUGCUCGCCAAUGGCCUUUGGUUCAAGUAUCGAUCCAUUCACGAUUGGGGUGGCAAAGUCUGGGAUGACACUGUAACGAGUUUACGACUGGCAGACCCAAUGGAUCGGCAGACAUUUUCUAUGCGAUGUGCUGAUUUCCUGCUACAAAUUGAUUCCCAUUUGCCCUAUGGCCUCGACGACCCGGUACUUCAAUGGCUUUUGGGGCACGGGAGAACGAUAUUACUAGAACUUUCGGCGGACAUUUGGGACGCCUUGACGAUAGUGCUGCUUUUUCUGUCCGUUCAUGGGGCACUCAAAGCACCUACUAUUUUCGAAGGACUCAUUCUCCCGACUUGGCAGUCUGCCGCGCAUAUAUCUUCUGCAGAGGAGGAACAGGAUCUCUCUCCCAUUCUACUUGCUUCCCUCAAUCUUUUCGAGCGCCUGAUGUUCUCCGAGGCCGCAAAUGCUGACGGGACCCCACCAUCGAACUUGCUGGAGAUACAAUGCAUUAGGACCCGCCGCGAGGAGUUCUACCUGUCCCCAAAGUUCUACUCCCUAUUGUCGAGCGUCCCCGUUCUGCUGGCCUUGGAGCACAAUAGCCACGUUUCAGAAGAAGUACGGCAGCGCACUGGACUUAUCCGCACCUCCCUUUGCCAACAGCAGAGUUUCCGGCAAGGUGUUUAUCGCGAUCUUGAUGUUGUUCGACAAACCUUCGAACAGUCAAUAGUACCCGGCGGUAUGUGUGAAAAGUUCGCAGAGCAAAUCGCUGAGGCCCUACAAGAGGCCUUGUGCAACACCCGAGACGCAGCCAACUCUAAAUCGACUUACCCUGAUAUAGCACUCCUGAGUCCCUGGAAACUUGCUGCCACCGCCAUACAAAUGAAGUUGAUCCUGCGACAAAUGGGUAAAACUACGUUCUCCGAAAAUACUCGACAGUCAGCCAAACACGACUUGGAUCGUUUAAUCAAAGCUAUCUUCCACCAUGCGGUGUCAGCAGAGCAGGCAUGCGUUAUGGCGGACAUGGCCAAGGGCGCCGACCCUGAGGUAGUCUCAGAGUUCAUGCACAACGGUGUGCAAACGCUCACUAUUGUGCUCAAUGGCCCCGGACUGGCUUCGGGCGGCCUUGUGGACCAGUCUCGCCGCGCAGGAGAAGUACUCCGGGUGCUUGCCUACAUAGCUGAACCCUUUCGAAAGGAAGGAAACCCACUCCCUCAGCUUAAUCAGGAUGCAUACGACAAACUUUUCUUCGCGAUAAAUAAAAGUAUAGCAUCGCUAGCAAAAGAGUUGAACGCGACCGAUACAGAUGAUGCCCUUAUCCCAUCAGAAUCCACAGCAUGGGCAAUCUUGCUCGCAAGAUUGUUACAAUUCCUGCUAGGCUUCCACGGACAAUGCUCCCCCAGCGUUAAAUCAGCUUCCAGCGAAACGUCUUCAAGCUUGGCGACUUUGGUGCUGCUUCAUAGCACACGGACCAACUUGGACGUGGUGGCGUAUACAUUGCUGCUUGAUACUCUGUAUUAUCUUCUGGAUGAGGUAGCAAUGGACCCAAAGGCGUCUACUUUUGAUCCGUGCUUCAAUUAUCCAUGUUUCUCUAUUUCCGACUUGCCGCCAGACUUACCUGCCGAAUAUCGAACACAGCUCUCACGUCUGCUGUCGUGCUUUCCGGCCAACUCUUCGGUGGAGAAUCUGGCGCUUGCACAUCGAGAUGCGAACGGUACUCUCGUAAUCGAUGGUCCUGUCCUCAACAGACCUUGGGAAUGGAUCGAAAACCUAGGCGAACCGCCUACCCUUGACGAAGCCAAGGAGAAAGAGGAGAAGGAUCGGCAGGGGACGAAGUAUAUCGUCAAGAACUCCGGAUCCCUGUCUCUAGAGAACUUUGCAGCUCGCGUUACGGGAGACGGGAUACUUCCAGAAGCAUCGAGCAAGGAUCUACGGGCAUUCGAGGACCGCCUCUCUGGUGAUAGUGUCUUCAGCCGGGACUGGCAGGAAUCAAGAGUGGGGAGCGACAUGGAUACUUUGGUGGGGUCUCGGAGCAGGGGUGAAGGCGACCAGGAAUAUGGGAGUAAAAUGAGACGUCCUACACCACGAGCGUCGCCUGCCUCGUCUGUCUUGUCGCGUUCUUCAGCUCACCAGUCGUCGACGACGUCCAUGCGUCGACCAAGCCCAAGCGAGGUCUCUAUCAAUCGGCAUUCUGGGUCCUCCAUGGGCGAGCCUAUUGACGUAGACAGUGUCAUGUCAUCGAAGCGCAAGACCUCGACAGUCAGUGACGAUGAUAUUGAAAUCAUUGAAGGGCCAGUACCGUCGCAGACUGUGUCGAAGAAAAAGGGCAGGACAGCAGGGAAGACUAAGGCUAGGAAACGAUGA
Molecule: messenger RNA, 4809 nt
Organism: Pleurotus ostreatus (oyster mushroom)
Lineage: Eukaryota; Fungi; Basidiomycota; Agaricomycetes; Agaricales; Pleurotaceae
Gene: SRB8
Product: RNA polymerase II mediator complex subunit
Exons: 17
Coding region: 1-4809 (1602 amino acids)
Biological process (GO): regulation of transcription by RNA polymerase II
Cellular component (GO): mediator complex
Molecular function (GO): transcription coregulator activity
Source: RefSeq, a predicted model, not a curated record